GUGUCAUAUUAGUGGGAACAUCAUGAUGUGCUCCCCUCUCUCUCCCUACAGGAACGUACCUGGAAGAGUCCCGUUGGGCUUGUUGCGAGCUGCGAACGAUGGAAGAUUCACGAAGGAGCUUGAUCCGCUGUUUGAGCCAAGCUGCACGGGCUUGUGUGGUAGAGUGAGAUAUUCUGUACGUCAUAUCAGCUCUGUUCUCCGUCUUUUACUCCAUCUCGGUGGGAUAUGGAGAGAGGGGGAGGGUGGCUCGGUCAAGGCGAGUUCACCGAGGCCCCACCGACACUCACCGAGACCGGCCGGAUCAGAACGUCCGUAUCACGGCACCGGCCACGCCCCGUGGCGAUCGGAUCUGCCCAUCUCCAAAACCUUGCCCACCCAAAACACUGGAUCCCGCAUCAGAUUUCAGUUUCUACUUGCCCACCGCCUCGCUGCGAUUCCUACCUUUUUUGUGUCUGAACCGGGUUAAUCUGACAUCAUCUCAGGGUCUUCCUCCCACCAUCUGCUUCACCCUUUUUCUCCACGGAAAAGUGGCGCUGUUAUCUCAUCCCUCGCUGCCAUGAUGUAAUCCUGCGUGUGACAUCAUGCGCACCUCACCUGCGGCUCUCGUCAUUUGGUGUUACUGGCCGACCGACAAUAACAUACUUAAAGCGGACAGUAACAGCCGGAAGAGGAGGAUUUUCUUGUAUCAAUCAACACAGCUUCAACAAGACAACCCAUAAGAUACCCAUCACACACGACCAGAAACCACCUUUUUCAUACCAUAUCCAGAAUCACAAAAGUCAACAACGACACAACCGCACAAGAUGUCUGUCAACCGUAACGUCGAGUCCGUCAACAACAAGCAGGGCGAGUUCCACCCCAGCGUCCCUCGCUCCGAGCCCCUCACCACCAAGGGCCACGCCCCGGGAACCAAGGUCGGCAACGACGCCUACCCCGAGUUCCACGCCCAGACCUAUCCCGCCGGCACCGCGCCCAGGGAAAACACAUUCCAGCCCAACGCCCAGGAUACGCCCGGCCAGGCCCUGAACCCGGAGGCGACGACCUACACCGCCGCGAACGACUUCCCCGGCGCCACGAGCGCCGACGUGCACACCGGCCUCGGCAAGCCCAUGCAGGGCCAGACGAGCGCCGAACUGCACGGCGCCAACCUCGGUCGCCGCAACCGGGAGAGCGCGGGGCUCGAGGGCGUCGGUGCCUCGGGCAAGGACAACUUCCGGGAACGCCGUCUGGAUGUUGGCGUCGAGCCGGACUCGCGCGGCAAGACGAAGAACGCCUCGGACGUUCCCGGUGCGGAAGAGCGGUUGCCUGCCUCGGCUGAGGAGGUUGCCAGCGAGCGCCGCUGAGGGAUUCUCCUACUUUUCACGAACUCAUGUAUUAUUACCCUUUGUAACGUCACGAGAGGAAUGGCUUUUAGCGUCGAGU
This is a messenger RNA of Colletotrichum destructivum, 1422 nucleotides long. RefSeq lists its product as uncharacterized. The record is from RefSeq and is a predicted model, not a curated record. The transcript has 2 exons. Bases 804 to 1343 code for a protein of 179 amino acids. Lineage: Eukaryota; Fungi; Ascomycota; Sordariomycetes; Glomerellales; Glomerellaceae.